GGUCCCUGGCCAGCAGGUUCCGUUCCGCGUAUUUUGAUCCAGGUGGAAAAGCCGAAACAGCCGCAGCCAUGAGUCUCUCCGACAAAGACAAGCAGCAUGUCCAGUCGAUUUGGUCCAAAGCCUCUGGCAGGCUGGAGGACAUCGGCAACGAGGCUCUGUCCAGGAUGCUCAUCGUCUACCCCCAGACCAAGACCUACUUCGCCCACUGGAGUGACCUGAGCGCCGGGUCCGCUCAGGUGCGCGCACACGGAAAGGUCAUCAUGACCGCCGUCGGCGAUGCUGUCGGCCACCUCGGCGACCUCAAAGGCUUUCUGAGCCACCUCAGCGAGCUGCACGCUUACAAGCUGCGUGUGGACCCUGCCAACUUCAAGAUUCUGUCCCACAACAUCCUGGUGGCUCUGGCCAUUUACUUCCCUGCGGACUUCACCCCCGAGAUUCACGUCUCCUUCGACAAGUUCCUGGCCGCUCUGUCUCUGGCUCUGGCGGAGAAGUACCGCUAAGGCGCAGACACGGAGGAGCAUCGGGCAGAAUUCUGCGGAUCUGUCAAACGUUGUCAGUCAGAUGUUAUCUAAACAGUAAUAAAGAUAAUGCAGUGAAU
Lepisosteus oculatus (spotted gar) is the source of this 598-nucleotide messenger RNA. RefSeq names its product hemoglobin subunit alpha-2-like. Lineage: Eukaryota; Metazoa; Chordata; Actinopteri; Semionotiformes; Lepisosteidae. Gene Ontology annotation, molecular function: oxygen carrier activity; oxygen binding; haptoglobin binding. The record is from RefSeq and is a predicted model, not a curated record. Gene Ontology annotation, biological process: hydrogen peroxide catabolic process; oxygen transport. Gene Ontology annotation, cellular component: hemoglobin complex; haptoglobin-hemoglobin complex; blood microparticle.